GUUCGGUCUGAUGUUAUAGGAAAAGUUUGAUGUUGAGUGGUUGUCCUUGUCAUGGUCGAUGCUUUCGUAUGAUUUUGAUAAACUACGAAGAAGUAAAGGAACAUCACUCAACAUAGAGAUGGACCUCUGAUUGCCCGGCCCUGUUCAGGAACGAAGAAGAAUGGGGAGAGGACUACGACGACCUCACUUCGGUGGUGACUCUCGGCAAACACAACAACAUAACCAAGCCGUAGGUGAAGUUGCAGAAGAUGAUGAGCAACAGAAGCCCACCGAAGAUGCGCCGCCUGCGGCGCGAGAGCCUUGUCUCUCAAAACGUGUGCGUCGGACCUACGGACUGAAAAGACGGGCUUUACUUUGUGGCUCUCUUUAAGGCUACAAUAUAUAACGAACAACUAUCAAUUUUGAAUUAGAGUAUUGAUUGUUUUCCUCCUCAAUACUGACAGACUACUUAAGUAGCUGUAGCUGAAAGUAGCUGUAGCUGAGGUCAUCUUCAUUCUAAAUCUCGCAAUUCUUCUCCUCUUCGCAUUCCCCUGGCCAUGCAUACGGCGCAAGAAGCGAGAAUCCACCGCAGCAUGUCGUAUCCCUCAGGAGAGUCCUCAUUCCACCAGAGGGACAGGACGAUCGAUUUUAUCAAGACUAUGAAGGUGGUCAUAGUUCAUCAAGUUCUGCGCAUAGCCAAGGCCAACGUAGAAGUGACCUCAGAAGUCCCGCUGGCGGCGACUGGGGAGAUGCAAGUCCAGAGGAUGCCUCAGGCGCUGUCCGUCGUGGUCCGACUUCAGUAAGUCAAACCGGCGCUUGGUCGUUGAGUAGAACAAAGCAUGCCGCUAAGCGAGUGGUGCUGUCAAGACCGGAAAUCGAUGUACAACUUCUUGUCUGAGAAGUGGUCAUGCUUCUGAUAUGAAGAUCUAAACAAGUCUCAAACUCGACUUCUUGUACUGCAUCAUGAACAUCUCUUGACAAUAAGCAAGAAAUUUGAAUCCAUGAUUUCAAUAGGCCCUACGGAGUUACCACCAGAGUGCGCAUCGACGGGGAGCCAGUAGCACUACGAGUGGUCGCAAAUAUCUGUCAUCCAAACGGACUAACGCGGUCACGAAACUAAAAAAUCUCUACAAUUCCCAGUAUGUUGGAGCAAUUGGCGUGGGCUCGAUAUCUGUUCCCCAUCGAUGCGCCGAGAGCCGAACAACACCGGUAAUGCUAGUCAAGAAACUAUAAGUAAAACAAAGAGGGCGAUGGAGUUAUUUUAGAUAGAUGAAGAUCUAACAAAGAGGGCGAUGGAGUUAUCUUAGAUAGAUGAAGAUCAUGAUAGUUAUACCAGUACGAGUACCAUGCUGCAUCGAGAACAUGACCAGGAGAAGAAAACACUGCAAAUAAUCACUCAGGUCAAUUUCGUCCUCUCAGAAUUCGCGAAACUAGACGGUUCGCUGCGCAAUUCAUGCCAUUAUGAGGAGCAGUCCAUGAUUGACGUGGUUUUUGAUACGGGAUCGACGAACUUGUGGAUCGCUUCCGAUCUGUGCACCACAGCACCAUGUACGGAAAGCGGUCGAAAGCGCUACAAUCACAUGCUUUCGGAGUCAUUCCAGAAGACGGAGCUGGAAACCGAAUUAGACAUUGAAUUCGGCACAGGAGAACUGAAAGGGGAACAAGGUACAGUGAGUGUCUUGUUUAGGAAGCGCUUUGAGUCAUCAUUCCUUGUGAUAGGACUUGAGUUUUUGAUGAACUUCGAAUGAGCUGCAACUUGCGGUCCUUCUCUCAUAGUGAUGGUGAUACUUAGUUGUUCUUCUUCUUGCAAGGAAAUUCAUCAUCAUCUACAGGUCAAGACGAUUUUCAUGUUGGGCCGUUCACUGUAGAAGAUCAGAGUUUUGGGAUGAUCCGUGAGGAAAUUGGCGACGCUUUCAAGAGCAUUCCCUUCGAGGGCAUUCUCGGACUUGCCUUUCCAAGUAUGUCGGCUGGAAACGUCCGGCCAUUCUUUUACGGCUAGUGGUUGUAGAUGUAGCGCUUCGAUCAUCGACAACAAAGCCUUCUUCGAGGCAAAUUAGAGACCACGCAUUGGAAGGAAUGCGUAAUGGAAUGGAAUGGGGUUUCUUCUAAUAAAAAUUUAUUGACAACUACGUGAUCCAGAUCCUGAUCUGAUUGCCAAACCCCAAGGUGCCUCCUCUAAUGUCCCGACAAUGUGAUAGCCCAAGGCGUUCUGGCAAAGAACGAGUUUGCUUUUUACUUCAACAUGGAGGAGGCAGCCACAGUGGAGCACGCGCUGGAGCCGAUGAACGCGCUUUUUUGGGGCGGCGUGGAUGAGCACUUUUACGAGGGUCCAAUCAAGCGCUACAAUGUGACGCAACCUCACUACUGGGCUAUAGACCUCUUGGAGUUUAGGGUUGGAGACGAGGCCUACGACGUCGAAGCAGGUGAACGGAUUCAAGGAACUAGUAGUGGCCGCACAAUGAGUAGCAGUUCUUCAUUAGCGAUGUCUGCAGAUGUGGAUGUGCCAAGUAGCUCAUUCGUCGAAGAUAGUAGUGGAAGUGGAACUCAAACUGGUGGAGGUAGUGGCAGUGGGAUCCAGCAGAGGACGUCGAGUACUAGAAAAUCUAGUGGUCGCUACAUGCGCCGACAUGAUAAGGAGUUAGACAACGUGCAUGAGAUAACGAUUCGUCCAGCCGACGUAGCUGCUGUGGACGUCAAUGAGCAAUUGUUGCUAACGAACUUGGUUGGCCGUACUACAUCGACUAGCAAAGCGGAUAUUAGCAGUGGUAGCUCAAGCACAUCAUCUCUAGCCUCCGUGGCCGGUGACUUCAUGUCCGGUAUCGCCUCGUCUUUCCUAGAAACAAAAGAUGCAAAGGUACCAGAAAAGAUACAAGAAGAUGUUGAAGAUCAACGCGAGGAAGCGAAACAACGGAAAGCAGACGGAAAUGAUGAGGACUUACCAUUACCUUCCUUAAGGGUAGGAUAAGGGUGCUUUUGUUACCGUUUGUUAUGGCUCUCCUAAGGGGGACGGCCAUGACAAACGGGAUACACGAACAACAAAAACCUACCUCUAACUUCAAGGCUUACCCCAGAUCAAGAAGAACGAGAGUCGUCAGAGCAAGAGGACGAAUCACCUCCAGAGUCAUUACUACAAGUCGUAACUUCAUCGAGAACUACAGAUGAAACGUCUCCUAGUGCUAAUAUGAAGGGCGAAUUCGAGAUAGAUGCGCAAGCUAGAUGGGAUCAGAAGAAUGAGGAACAAAAAGAUGUACAGCAAGUAUCUACUUCUUCAUCCAGGAAGCAACAUCUUCAUCGUGAAUCUCUCAGAGGUGAAUAUCAAGACGAAGUACAACAAAGUCAAGACCUCCAACAGGCACUACAGCAAGUAAACGAAGCUUCCGCUCAACAGUUGAGCUUAAGUCCUCCAAGAAGAGGGAACACGAUACCCAAACUAGUGAUCGAUAGUGGGACAACGUAUUUCACCGCUGGUAAAAAGCUGUACAAGACCCUAUCAGAGCGUUUGCCUCCUGUAGAUUGUGACGAAAUCAACGCUCAAAACUAUCCUCCACUCGCAUACGUGUUGCAAAAUGCAGAGACCGGCAAGAAGGAAGAGCUACUCAUACCGCAAGAGAUUUACAUGUACACUGGUUUUACUUAUGCUAGAGAAAAUCAGGCCAAGGCUCAAGUACAAAAUCAAUGGUUGAUCCAGUAGAUAUGAAGUUCUUAGUAUCUGGUGCAAUGGUUUAUUUUGUUAUGGUUUUUACCACUUGACUCUAGUAUUCCUGAAAUUAACUACUUAAGUACCUGCUUGCAAACUUCUUUUAAUCGACAUUCUUUUCACUCGCCGUACUCCAGGGUCACCGACGAGAACGGCCAAUGCGAGCUAGCCUUUAUGGAGAUAGAUUUGCCGCAUGGUUAUGGACCAGGCAUGUUACUUGGGGAAGUGUUCAUGCGACACUAUUUCACGGUAUUUACAAGGGAACACGCUGGACCUGGAGAUAAUAGUCAGCAUGGCAGCGCGCAGACUGGAGGUGGUGGAUCCUCUUAUGGCAUUGGCUUGUAAAAAUACUUGAUAGUCCAUCACUCGGUCCUCUUGCUCUUCUUUUUAGAAGGUACAAAUUGACUGAACGACCUCAGAACCAUUUGGCCACGUGGUCUAAGAGGUAACAUAACAUGACAUGACAUCUUGCUGUCCAAUGAGACAACGACAAGGAUGGCUCCUUUAGUUCUGAGUGUGACCAACAUCAUCAACAUGGAGGAAAAACAAGUGCAAUGUGCUAUCUAUCUUUUCCUCGUCUGUCAAUGAUCAUUUAGCAAACUGCUCUAAAGCCCAAGAGCAGGCGCUUCGUCCGCGACAGUAGGAUUCGCACGCGCAAAGGUGGGCAGCGGACCGAUGACGAGACUGCGGCAGCUUACUUCCGAAAGUAAACCUUCCUUUGGGGAAGCAUAGAAAGAAUACGAUAUUCGAUGAAAGUAGAAAGUAGGCAUGUACUGAAAAAUGAAACAGAAUGUGCAUGGAAAAUCUGAUAUGUAGCUUCUGAUACCCUCCAUCUUAUCCAUCUUCGUGUUCAUCAUCAAAGUCGAUUCUAAUUUCUCAAAAGUAUAAUCAAGUCCGAUAUUAAUACUCAUCAUUCCAAUCUUCAAAAUCAGCAAAUAUAACAAGUUUAGCUAGUUUAUGGUUAUUGCUAUGCACAGUUUCCGCCUAGGUAUAGAUUGUACAUCUCCACAGUUUCCGCCUAUAGAAAUAGAUUGUACAUCUCCAGUUACUCUUCUAGGUUUGCCUCAGCGUAGAGGUGCUUGCACAGAAAAUGUAAAUGAAAAAGAAGGAACGCCGCGAUAAUGCCAAUUUUUAAACACAAGCUGCACUGGCCAACUGUGCGAGAUUAAUUAUAUUGUCUUGCGAGGAUGAUCAUAUUCAUCCAGGCACACAUGGGCAAUAAAGCUAAUCAUGAUCAUCUAGUAUCCUGCUCUACGACCUCUACGGUCUCGUAUUAUAGAUUACUCAGACUCAAACUCUCUUCCUAGAACUAGAAGUCAAUGUAUGAAUGCAACCUCUUUUGCACAAGAAUAUGGAAUUGUGGAGGAAGACAGGAAUGUGGAAGUAGAUUUCAGGACACCAAACGGAAAAAAGCGUGAAGGAGAUUAGGGUGUCCAUAUUUUUAACGGGCAUGAUCAUUUAAGCAUAGAAUUAGAGACUCUUGUGAACAAGACGAUGAGGUCGAGUAGAGUCAGAGGCGAGAAACAACAAAGCAUCAAAAAGUAUUUUCGAUGGCGAUCGAUGAAGUUCUUAUUAAUAGGACAUCUCAGUCACAAUCACUACCCGCGCAGGUACAGGUGUUAGUGGC
Molecule: messenger RNA, 5303 nt
Organism: Amoebophrya sp. A25
Lineage: Eukaryota; Dinophyceae; Syndiniales; Amoebophryaceae
Source: the annotation of a GenBank genome assembly